Messenger RNA from Metopolophium dirhodum (rose-grain aphid), 1455 nucleotides. RefSeq lists its product as uncharacterized. The record is from RefSeq and is a predicted model, not a curated record. The transcript has 6 exons. Bases 186 to 1406 code for a protein of 406 amino acids. NCBI's taxonomy places the organism in Eukaryota, Metazoa, Arthropoda, Insecta, Hemiptera, Aphididae.
UUGCCCCCACUCUUAAAAUUUAUUUUCUUAUCACAUAAUAUUUAAUAUGAAUUGUUUCCCGCGCUUUUCGUAAAAUUAAAUAAUUUGAUUAUUAUAAUAUUAUAAUAAAAUUACUUUUCAUUUGCGUUUUUUAAAUUUCUACAAUCCUAGUAUCCUACUUAGUCAUUUAAAAAGCUCAAAUAAAUAUGGAUAGAAAUAACAGACUAAAGUUAUUCAAUGAUUUCAUUGUAAGUAAAAAUCACAUUUCGAAUUUUGUAGUGCAAGGAUGUCCUAUUCGUGAAAAUGUAUUAGUUUAUUUUAACAACUUUACAUCUAAUGAUACUCCACUGGAAGAAGAUAUGAUAGUUUUGACUAAUGCAGAGAAUGAGCACAACCAUAUGAAUAAAAUUAAAAUUGAGGGUUUUGCAGAGUUGUUGAUACCUAAAUUUACUAAUAAAGAGUUCAAGUCUCAUUUUCGUUUAGACAGAAGCAGUAUUAAGGUUGUGAUGACAUUCAUUGGUCCUAUUUUGUCUCAAAAAUCUGUAAAAAUAAAUGUCGAAAAACAGAUACUUAUAUUUAUAUGGUUUAUGGCAAAUUGUGAAACACAUCGACAAAUUGGUAAUCGCUUUAACAUAGCAGAGAGUACAAGCCAUGAUAUUAUAACAAAUUGUUUAUUGGCUAUGAAUGAUGUAGCGGGUAAGAUUAUUGUAUGGCCAACAGGAGAAGCUGCAUUAGAAAACAUCCAGAAAUUUAAUUCUUUAAGAGGAUUAAACUCAUUUCCCAAUGUAUUUGGCUGUAUUGAUGGGUGCCAUAUAAAUACAUUAUUUCCUUGGGAAAAACGAACUAAAAUGCCAAAGUUGGAUAGAAAUAUGUUUUGCAACAGAAAACAAGUUCCAUCUGUUGUACUGCAAGGAAUCGUUGACGCUGAGAUGAAAUUUAUAGAUGUGUUUGCUGGUUGGCCAGGGCGGUUUCAUGAUGCCCGCAUUUUCCGUUGCAGUAUAAUUGGUCAAACAAUCAUAAAUAAUCCAUCAUCAAUCCUCCCUAAUUCUUGCUAUAUUCUUGGUGAUGGUGCCUAUCCACUCGCUGAAGGCCUCAUGAUACCGUAUAAAGAUAAUGGUAACCUAAGUUCGAAACAAAAAAAUUUUAACCAUAAGCUGAGUAGCUCAAGAGUUUUAAUUGAGCAGGCAUUUGGCAAAUUGAUCGGCAGAUUUCGAAAAAUUAAACACAUGGACUUCUACAAAAAAAAUUUUUGUGGGAAAGUUAUAACUGCUGCAUGCUGCUUGCAUAAUAUAUGCAUAUCAAACAAUGAUACAUUUGAUGCUGCUGUACCUAUUCAAGCCGAACUUAACUUACAGGAAAUAAGAAAUGAAGAUAUUAGCGGCACAACCAAAAGAAAUCUAAUUUGUGAUACAUUAAGCAUGAAUUAGAAACAAAAUAAUGAAGUUUAAAACAGUGUUAUUAUAGUAAAUAUUUUAU